Molecule: messenger RNA, 1956 nt
Organism: Exophiala xenobiotica
Lineage: Eukaryota; Fungi; Ascomycota; Eurotiomycetes; Chaetothyriales; Herpotrichiellaceae
Exons: 2
Coding region: 79-1668 (529 amino acids)
Biological process (GO): dolichol-linked oligosaccharide biosynthetic process; protein N-linked glycosylation
Cellular component (GO): endoplasmic reticulum
Molecular function (GO): dolichyl pyrophosphate Glc2Man9GlcNAc2 alpha-1,2-glucosyltransferase activity
Source: RefSeq, a predicted model, not a curated record
ACAGCACCUACUUCUCAUGUUCUUUGGAAGUCACCACAUCCUCGUCCCAUUGUAUAUUAUAGCGGCUUGAUAUUCGCCAUGUCAUAUUUCUUCAGCCCCGAAUUUGCGCGGGUGCUCAUCCUAGGCUUCAUCACCAGUCUACAUAUGACAUGGCGACGGCUAGUCAACCAAAUCGUUCCGGUCCCCUACCUCGACGAAGUGUUUCACAUCCCGCAAGCUCAAGCAUACUGGCUGGGGAAAUGGUCGCAAUGGGAUCCGAAAAUCACCACACCACCAGGCCUGUACAUCUUCUCGUACAUUGUCAAUUCUGUCAGGGACUUUUUCUACCUCAACUUCAAACCGUCGGUCAACGAGUGGAGAGCCAUCAAUGUCUUUCUCCUAUACCUGCUACUUGUCGCCUUGUACAUCUUAACGGCCGUUGGGAGGAAGACGGUCAACCAUGACAGCAUUCUGCAGCGGGAGUUCAGCAUCAUCUCGUUCCCUUUGAUCUUCUUCUUUUCAACCUUGUAUUAUACGGACUUGUUUAGUGUAUUUACUGUCGUGCUGGCCCACAUAUUCUGGUCGGCUUCAACAUCGGCCGAGGGAAGCAAGAAGGCAUUGUAUCAAUUCUUGCAUUUUGUUGCCGGCUUGAUCGCCUUGUCGAGUCGGCAGACCAACAUUUUCUGGGUGGCCGUAUACCUGGGAGGGCUACAGGUGGUGGAGAGCGUCAAGCGAGACAUUGGAGCCAACAAAGUCCAUGACCCUCCUAUGUCUGAAGCAUAUUUCGAAGAUUUCCCGAUCACCAGCAUUUCCAUCGCCCAGUCCGCUUUGACCGCCAUUCCCCAACUGCUGCUCGAUCUCUGGCCACAAAUAUUCCUAAUCCUCACGUUCGCCGCUUUUGUGGUUUGGAACGGAGGCGUCGUCCUCGGCGACAAAGACAACCACAUUGCCACCAUCCACCUCCCCCAAAUGCUCUACAUCUGGCCCUUUAUAGUCUUCUUCUCCUGGCCAGUCCUCCUUCCUCAACUUUCCCACCUAUCCGCGUUCCGCCGUCGCCUGCCCAGGCUCAGCACAACGAUCACGUGGAUCAUCCUCAUGCUUGUCACCGUCCACCUGAACACCAUCAUCCACCCGUUCACGCUCGCCGACAACCGCCACUACACUUUCUACGUCUUCCGCAUCCUCAGACAACAUUGGCUGCUCAAAUACGCGGCUGUCUCAGUCUACUUCCUCUGCGCAUGUCUGGUGCUGGCAUCGCUAGGGGGGCCCACUGAAGCCGAGCCGGCCUCGAAAACUGUGCGCAUCCUGUACGGAGAGGACACAGUAUGCGUGAGCUUCACGCUCGUCUGGCUGGUUGCCACGUCGUUGUCAUUGAUCACUGCACCGCUCGUCGAACCGCGAUAUUUCAUCAUUCCCUGGCUCAUGUGGAGGUUGGCUGUGCCCGAAUACAUGCCACGGUCCGACAAGCUACGGACAGUGGAAGUAGAGAAACGAGCAUCCUUGAAGGAUAGCCCAGCAUCACGCCCAAGCUCGCCCCUACAUAGACUAUUACGAACAGCAGCCGCCUAUUCGAUGUGGUUGGAGCUGAUAUGGUACCUCGUGAUCAAUUUGGGCACUUGCUAUAUGUUCUUGUACAGAGGCUUUGAGUGGCCGCAAGAACCGAGAAAUGUGCAGCGAUUCAUGUGGUAGUCUGAACUAUGGCCGUUCCUUGUCAGACAGAUUCCAACUAAUGCAGGCUUUGCUUUAUGCAACUGCCUGGAAAUUGAGUUAGCUCCGUCCAAAAGGCAUACGAGACGUCCGCGUCCCCUAUUCUCCACAAAAUCCAGGAAUGGCCAUCUGCUCUGACCAUAAAUUUUUCGAGUGAUCGACAGAAGCGUAAUAUCCAAGCAAUGCCCAAUAUUGCAGUAUAUGCCACGUAUUGGAACUGUCGGCGCUCUCGACAAUGAUAUUAGACAUUGACCACACUUGUUCUCCUUA